AUGAUCUCGGAAGAGUGGAGUGACCAUGAUUGGUCUUUCGGUUCGGUUACCAUUCGUCAAGAAGAAUCCAGAGAAGAAUUAAUUUAUGAAGCAAAAUUAUUGGAAUUGGCAGAAUGUUAUGAUGAUAUGCGAGUGAUUAUGAAAAAAAUUAUUGAACUUGAUUCCGAAUUAUCUACGGAAGAAAGAAACAUGUUUUCCAUUGCCUAUAAAAACGUGAUGGGUUCAAAACGUUUAUCAUGGAGAAUCACGAAUAGUAUCUGUGAGAAAUUAACAGACAAGAAGGAAUUCCAUCAGUUGGAAUUAGCACAACUCUAUCAACAAAACAUUGAGAAUGAAAUUAAGGAAAUUUGUCAUGAAUUAUUUGACUUGUUGGAUCGUUAUUUAAUACCAAGUGCUACACGUAAUGAUGAAGAAGACGGAGAAGCCAUGAUAUUCUAUUACAAAAUGAAAGGAGAUUAUCAUCGAUAUUUGGCAGAAACUAAAAGAGGAGAUGAAUUUUCAUACCACUCUCAACUCGCCUUGGAAUCAUACAAGAAAGCAAUUUCAACAAAGAGCAUUCCAGCAAGUCAUCCUCUGAGGUUGGGAUUAGCUCUCAACCUUUCUGUGUUUUAUUAUGAGAUUAUGAACAUGCCACAUCAAGCAUGCAAUAUUGCAAAAGAAGCGUUUGAUGAGGCUCUGAAUGAGUUGGAUACACUCACAGAAGAUUCCUAUAAAGACACCACUCUCAUCAUGCAAUUGUUGAGAGAUGGCUUAACGCUAUGGCCAUCGGAAACACAAGAAGAAGAAGAGGCAGAUGAGGAAUAG
Messenger RNA from Naegleria lovaniensis, 804 nucleotides. RefSeq lists its product as uncharacterized. Gene Ontology annotation, biological process: signal transduction. The record is from RefSeq and is a predicted model, not a curated record. The transcript is spliced from 2 exons. Gene Ontology annotation, cellular component: cytoplasm. Bases 1 to 804 code for a protein of 267 amino acids. NCBI's taxonomy places the organism in Eukaryota, Heterolobosea, Eutetramitea, Acrasida, Naegleriidae.